AUGUCUCUUGCUAAAAUCCCGUUCCUCCUUGCAAACACUGUAAGUGUCUAUGCGACGCUCACACCUCCAAAUCCCCAGGUCCCGAGCGGCCAGCGACCCAAGAACAUUGCCAUGUCCGAACGAUUCUUCUCUGCGGCCGCCAGGACUGCUAGCCCGAUCUACAAGUAUAUCAUGUGCGCAGGGAGUCUCAUCGAGUCGGCAGUGAUACUCGCGAGGCGAUGGCCCUCGCAUCCUCUAUCCCAGAGAAUCCUGGGUCUAUUCGUGAACGGUUCGACUACCCUUGCAAGCCGAAUCACCCUCUCCAAAGCAUUCUUCAUUGGCACCGCGUUGGUGACCGCAAACGCACUCAUCCGAGUCCUUUGCUACCGCGCUCUUGGGCGUCUCUUCACGUAUGAGGUUGCGAUUCGGGAUGACCACAAGCUCGUCACGAGUGGUCCGUACGCGUAUAUCCGCCACCCAAGCUACACAACAGGCCUGAUGUGCUGGGUGGGGAUGGGAGUCGCUUCUAUCAGUCAGGGCUCAUGGCUGAAGGAGUGUGGAGUUCUGGCAACGCCGGCUGGACGUGCGGGGGUGGCGUUGUAUGGGGCAUUCUUCGCGUACUGCACGGUGCUCUUUGUCACACGUGCUCCGCGGGAAGACGUCUUGCUGAGAGACCAAUUUGAGUCACAGUGGGACGAGUGGGCGCAGAGGGUACCGUAUAGACUCAUUCCCUACAUCUAUUGA
Messenger RNA from Fibroporia radiculosa, 723 nucleotides. RefSeq lists its product as uncharacterized. Lineage: Eukaryota; Fungi; Basidiomycota; Agaricomycetes; Polyporales; Fibroporiaceae. Bases 1 to 723 code for a protein of 240 amino acids. Gene Ontology annotation, molecular function: protein C-terminal S-isoprenylcysteine carboxyl O-methyltransferase activity. The record is from RefSeq and is a predicted model, not a curated record. The transcript is spliced from 2 exons. Gene Ontology annotation, cellular component: membrane; endoplasmic reticulum. Gene Ontology annotation, biological process: C-terminal protein methylation.